Messenger RNA from Sphaeramia orbicularis (orbiculate cardinalfish), 2362 nucleotides. Its product is annotated as protein NLRC3-like. The record is from RefSeq and is a predicted model, not a curated record. Lineage: Eukaryota; Metazoa; Chordata; Actinopteri; Kurtiformes; Apogonidae. Bases 188 to 2362 code for a protein of 724 amino acids. The transcript is spliced from 4 exons.
CUCUUGUCCAUCAUAGACCCAUGUCUCAAACUCUGCUGUUUUCAGUGUUUGUCGUGUGACUGAUGUGAAUUCAGCAGAAUGGAUCAGUGUGAGGACAGAGAGGAGGAAGCCCCGCCCCCAAACACCACCGACGGGACCCCCCCCCCCCCCAGGACCUGGACCAAGACCUGGACCCAGCUGUGUGUCCAUGAACAGUGAUGGCUCCAUGGGUGUUCCACAGACUCAAGCGGAGCAGCAGAGCUCAGAGGUUCCCAGUGGUCUACAGGAUCAGACUCAGCUGGACUCCACAUGUGAGGAAACACAGAUGGCGGCACUUAAAGAAAGUCUGUUGAAAAUUCUGAAGCAUUUGAUCCAUGAUGAGUUUAAAGAGUUCAAGUGGUUCUUGACCAUUGAAGAACUAUCCAUCCCAGUGAGUAAACUGGAGAACGCAGAACAGAUGGACACGGUGGAUCUGAUAGUCCAGACCUACUCCACAAAUACUCAGAGAGUCACUGUAAGGGUUCUGGAGAAGAUGGACAGGACUGAUCUGGUGCAGAAACUUUCAAAAGGCAUCCCAGUAUCUAAAGAGAGCAUUGACCAGUGUCGGCGAAAACUGAAGGUGAAGCUGAAGCUGAAGUUUGAGUGUGUGUUUGAGGGCAUCAUUAAAGAAGGACUCCCCAAAACCCUCCUGAACCAGAUCUACACAGAGCUCUACAUCACAGAGGGAGGGGCUACAGAGGUCAACCAGGACCAUGAGGUCAGACAGAUUGAAACAGCAUCCAGGAACCCACACAGACCACCAACAACCAUCACAUGUACAGACAUCUUUAAAGGACCACCUGACAGACAUCAGCCAAUCAGAACAGUGCUGACAAAGGGCGUGGCCGGCAUCGGGAAAACAGUCUCCACACAGAAGUUCAGUCUGGACUGGGCUGAAGACAAAGCCAACCAGGACAUCCACUUCAUAUUUCCAUUCACCUUCAGAGAGCUGAAUGUGCUGAAACAGAAGAAGUUCAGCUUGGUGGAACUGGUUCAGCACUUCUUCAAAGAAACCACAGAAGCAGGAAUCUGGAUCUUUGAAGACCUCCAGGUGGUGUUCAUCUUAGACGGUCUGGAUGAGUGUCGACCUCCUCUGGACUUCAACAACACUCAGAUCCUGACUGAUGUGACAGAGUCCAGCUCAGUGGAUGUGCUGCUGAUGAACCUCAUCAGGGGGAACCUGCUUCCCUCUGCUCGCCUCUGGAUAACCACACGACCUGCAGCAGCCAGUCAGAUCCCUGAAGAGUGUCGUGGCAUGGUGACAGAGGUCAGAGGGUUCACUGACCCACAGAAGGAGGAGUACUUCAGGAAGAGGUUCACAGAUGAAGAACAGACCAACACAAUCAUCUCCCACAUCAAGAGGUCCCGAAGCGUCCACAUCAUGUGUCACAUCCCAGUCUUCUGCUUGAUCACUGCUAGAGUUCUGGAGGACGUGUUGGAGACCACAGACAGAAGACAACUGCCCAAGACCCUGACUGAGAUGUACAUCCACUUCCUGGUGGUUCAGGCCAAACUGACGAACGUCAAGUACGAUGGAAGACCUGGGACAGAUUCACCCUGGAGUCCAAAGACCAGGAAGAUGAUUGAGUCUCUGGGAAAACUGGCCUUUGAGCAGCUGAAGAAAGGAAACCCGAUCUUCUAUGAAUCCGACCUGACAGAGUGUGGCAUCGAUAUCAGAUCAGCCUCAGUGUACUCAGGAGUGUUCACAGGGGUCUUCAAAGAGGAGAGAGGAGGGUACCAGGACCAGAGGUUCUGCUUCAUCCAUCUGAGUGUCCAGGAGUUUCUGGCUGCUCUUCAUGUCCAUCAGACCUUCAUCAACACUGGAGUCAAUCUGCUGUCAGAACAAACAUCUGUUUGGUCUAAACUAUCAAAGGUCAAACCAGUCCAGUUCUACCAGACCGCUGUGGACCAGGCCUUACAGAGUCCAAAUGGACACCUGGACCUGUUCCUGCGCUUCCUCCUGGGUCUAUCACUGCAGACCAAUCAGAGUCUCCUACAUGGUCUGAUGAAACAAACAGGAAGCAGCUCAAAGACCAACCAGAAAACUGUAGAGUACAUCAAGAAGAAGAUCAGUAAGAAUGUGUCUGCAGAGAGAAGCAUCAACCUGUUCCACUGUCUGAAUGAACUGGAGGAUGGAUCUCUGGUGGAUCAGAUCCAACAGUACCUGAGAUCAGGACGUCUGUCCACAGAACAACUGUCUCCUGCUCAGUGGUCAGCUCUGGCCUUCAUCUUACUGUCAUCAGAAAAAGACCUGGAUGUGUUUGACCUGAAGGAAUACUCUGGUUCAGAGGAGGUUCUUCUGAGGCUGCUGCCAGUGGUCAAAGCCUCCAACAAAGCUCUGUGA